UUAUAGUCUAUUUUUUCCAUGACAUGUCACAUUACUGUUUUAUCACUACAUUAUUAUUUUUGCAAAGUUUAGCACUUGAUCUCUUCAAGAUUCGAAUUCUCUCAGAUCUGAUAUUUCGAGAUUUGAAAAACCAAAUAUCUCUAGAGUUGUGGAAUUUGAUUGAGCUGAUUCAGUGUUUAGAUCGAUGCGCUAGGGUUUAUUUGAAAUGGAUGGGCGGUUGAAGAAGCAUCAUCAUCAUCAUCAUCAUCAUCAUCAUCGGGAAGUGAGUCCGGAGAGAGCGAAAGUCUGGACGGAGAGGUCACCCAAGUAUCAGCAAACUCGGAAAGUGCCUGUGGUUUACUAUCUCUGUAAAAAUCGACAACUCGAACAUCCUCAUUUCAUCGAACUCACUCUCUCAUCACCCGAUGGCCUUUACUUGAGAGAUGUGAUUGCUAAGCUUAAUGUGCUUAGAGGCAGAGGCAUGGCUUCAAUGUACUCAUGGUCUUGCAAAAGAAGUUAUAAGAAUGGGUUUGUGUGGCAUGAUCUGGGUGAAGAUGACUUAAUUUUUCCUGCUCAUGGAAGUGAAUACGUUCUCAAGGGUUCUGAGCUCUUUGAAGAGUGUAAUUCAGGUAUAUUUAGUCCUGCUGCAAAUAUAAAAUUGCAGAAUCCAAAACAAUUACCAGAGCCAGCAUCUUCGAGGAGUCAUCAUGAUGAUUCUUCGUCUUCUUCAAGCAUGAAUGGGAGAGAGACAAAGAAUUCUCAAGAAGAUGACCUUUCUCCUCCAGUUCAACAUCCUGGUUCUUCUGGCAUGUCUCCAGUUUCUAGGGAUGGGAAAACAUCACCUUGGAAUGGUUGUCUAAGCUUGACAGAGUACAAGGUUUACAAGAGUGAUGGUUUGGCUGAUGCUUCCACUCAGACCGAGGAAAAUAUAAGCAGAACUAAUACAGCUCGAGAGACUUGCACAAGGGGUGUUUCAACAGAUGAUAGGUCAUUAGAACCUCAUAGCAAUGAGUCUUUCCAAAAUCGGGUUCCUGAUGUGAAAGAAACUUCUGAUAUUUCUAGGGAUUUAAUUUCCCCACCUCCAUCUUCAUCUGGUGCUUCUUCGUCAGGUGGGAAGACAGCGACCUUAGAAUCUCUGAUCAGAGCUGAUGCUCGUAAGAUCAACAGCUUUAGGAUACUUGAGGAGGAGGAAUUUCGAAUGCCAUCUAGUACAAAGGUCAAGGCUUCAAGCAUGCUGAUGCAACUGAUCUCCUGUGGGUCAAUUUCAGUGAAAGAUCACAGCUUUGGCCUUGUCCCUACCUACAGGCCAAGGUUUUCACAUUCGAAAGUUCCCUCCCCCUUGUUCUCGACAUCUUUGAUGUUGGGAGAGCUUGAUUGUUUGACAGAGAACCCAAGGCUCGUGGGUCUGAGGUUGGAGGAUAAGGAAUACUUCAGUGGGAGCUUUGUCGAGACAAAUAUGCUUAGGGAAGAAGGAGAUGGCUUUAGUGCUCUAAAACGUUCAUCUUCCUACAAUGCUGACAGAAGUAGUAAGCAAUUGGAUUCAGCAGCAGACAAAGAGGACACAACAUCGGUGCUUUCAAAGUGCAUCCCAUGUUCAACCAAGGCUUCACUGAUCAAGCAGCCAAGAAGUGAAUCAAUGAGAUCCCCAGUUUCUGAGGGACCAAGGAUCUCCUCUGAUAGAGUUGACAGCUCACGAACCAUAUCAAAUGGGAGCAGCAGAAGAAUCACAGAACCUUCUCCGAAACAUUCAAAAAAACUAGAGUCCUUUAGAGAGGAGAAGGAAACGGUGAUCAAAAUAGAAGAAAGGCUUGCUUCAGGAGCUCGGGUUAUAAUCCAGUCCACGGCACCUUGUGACACUAAUGGUGACUCGUAGAAAGCAUUUUGGAGCUUGACCAAAAGGAUUAUGAUUCCUGCAACUAUUUGGAAUUUUUUUUUUUUUUGAAUUCCCAAGUAACGUGAGUAGAUAAAUAGUUUGGCUUUGUAAAUUUGAAAUUUGAGAAGAGUAGAGAGAGAGAGAGAGAGAGAGAGAGAGAGAGAGAGAGAGAAGGAGCAAACUAGCCACUGGCCUUUUGAGUCUGUUUAAUACAGCUUUUCUUAGAUGGGAAUAUGUUGUACUAUUUUUUUGCUUACUGUAGUUGCAAUAUAUUAGCCUUUAUGCAGAGAGUAUUGAUUCCAUCAGUACAGUUCUGAAUUGUUGAUAUAUGUCACAACUGCUAGAGAGAACCAAUGGUCCCCAGGUUUUAUUUUAGAGGUUGAGCCAGUUGUAGUCUGGCUGGUGCAUGAUGUUGACAAGAUGUAGCAUUCACGGAACAAUUAGAAUGAAAAAAUUGUUGAA
Molecule: messenger RNA, 2314 nt
Organism: Camellia sinensis
Lineage: Eukaryota; Viridiplantae; Streptophyta; Magnoliopsida; Ericales; Theaceae
Source: RefSeq, a predicted model, not a curated record